This is a messenger RNA of Bursaphelenchus xylophilus (pine wood nematode), 999 nucleotides long. NCBI's taxonomy places the organism in Eukaryota, Metazoa, Nematoda, Chromadorea, Rhabditida, Aphelenchoididae. The record is from the annotation of a GenBank genome assembly.
AUGAGUAGAGUCGCCGACCCCAGCAGUCUGCUGAUGGCCAACACCAAGAUUAUCUGGAGUCUUCUAGGGUUUGUCUUUGUGGUUCAAGUUAUAGAAGCGACAGUUGCACAGACACAAGUCGAGGUUAAUUGUGGCAGAGUAAGUUCCCUCCAGGUUGUGGUCGUAAAGUUUCGACAGCAUCCUUAAACAACGUUUCUGAUUUGUAGCUUUUUUGUAUUCUAACACAUUCCGCUCGAAAAAACGUAAGAUUGCAUUGUAAGAUAUCAUUUCCGGCAUUACAAUAAUCUGCUACCUCUAAAAUAUCAUCUUUAUGGCGCCUACGUUAAAAUCACGUCCAUUCUUGUAAUACAACCGUGAAAUUGUAAUUUCUUUUUCUUUCUUGUUAUCAGAAAUCAUAUAAAAAUAAAACCUUGCCCCCGGGGAUUUCCUUUCUUUAUGACUUCCCAGAAACGCUAGGUCAUCUUUUGAAUGGAAUAUUUUUAACAACUCUGCGGAUUACAGCAAAAAAUUAAGCUCAAGUCACUGGUACCGAAAUUGUUUAUUUUUGUAACCCAGAUUUACUUAGCGUUCCUUUGUCCUUAGGGAAAUUAGUGGGGCUUCUUACAACUUAAUGAAACCUCAAACGUGACCAGAGACUACUCCAUUACUCUCCUUUCUUUCAGAUUCUAGCCAACAACAAUUUGGACAAUGAGGAUAAGCAAUUACUCUGUAAGAUCUACCAGCAAUCAUCAUCCUUGGAGCAAUUGGGAGCAAUCGUGAGCGACUCUUUGGAGCGAUUUAUGGGAGAAGGUAGGCGGAGGGAAGCGGGAACGAGACCAACAAGGUCAAUGGGCCUUGAAAUGUUAAGAUAUUAAUUACCGACUUCUUGCAGCAACGGCCUUGGAAGAGGAGGCGCGGCCCAAGCGAAAACACGAAUAUCUUCGCUUCGGGAAACGGAAACACGAAUACCUUCGAUUCGGGAAGAGAAAGCACGAAUAUCUCCGAUUCGGCCGAAAAUAA